AUGUUUGGCAGAGGCCUUCGGCGCAUCUCGCCAGGCUUGUCUGCCUGUUAUAAAGGCCCUCGAACUAUUGCUGGGUCGCGCCAGAGGUUUUCGAUUGCACCCGGAAAGCGCUCUAGCCUCUACGACCCCAUCAGACAGCCAGAGAAAGACGAUGAUGUCUAUGGCGAUGGCCUUAACGUUGCUAAGGAUGGCUUGAUCUAUUGUCCCCCCUCGGAGCCCGUUGAUUAUCCGAAUGGCGCUUGUUUUAUGCCAAAUACGUUCACGAUGCAGGAGCAUAUUAGGGAGUUUGUAGACCAGGUCCAAGAUUGUAAUGAAGCCGCCGAUGGCGCCUCAGGUCUUCGAGUUCCCUACAUCAUUCGUGUGCGGAGAGGCACGACUAUUCCAAGCGGGCUUAAACUCCAGUAUCAGCCCCAAUAUUUUGCUCCCUUCCACCUCGGACCUGCUUAUCCAAUGUCAUUAGAUUAUCUCAAUCAGAUUCUCGAUCGCUUUUACACUUCACAUGGGGAAAUGGUGGCAGCCACGGAGUGGUUAGCGAGCAAUGAAUAUCAUAAUGCAUUUGUCGAGGGCGACGCUGAAAAAUGGAUGGCCGAGUAG
Molecule: messenger RNA, 594 nt
Organism: Venustampulla echinocandica
Lineage: Eukaryota; Fungi; Ascomycota; Leotiomycetes; Helotiales; Pleuroascaceae
Exons: 5
Coding region: 1-594 (197 amino acids)
Source: RefSeq, a predicted model, not a curated record